This is a messenger RNA of Xyrauchen texanus (razorback sucker), 489 nucleotides long. Its product is annotated as aminoacyl tRNA synthase complex-interacting multifunctional protein 1-like. The record is from RefSeq and is a predicted model, not a curated record. Bases 190 to 489 code for a protein of 99 amino acids. The transcript is spliced from 3 exons. NCBI's taxonomy places the organism in Eukaryota, Metazoa, Chordata, Actinopteri, Cypriniformes, Catostomidae.
GAGAGAGAGUGAGAGGGCGGGAGAGAGAGAGAGAGGGAGAGAGUGAGGGAGAGAGAGGGAGAGAGAGAGAGUGAGGGAGAGGGAGAGGGAGAGAGAGAGAGAGAGAGAGAGUGAGAGAGAGUGAGGGAGAGAGAGAGAGGGAGGGAGAGUGUGGUUCACUUCAGUCCUUUUAUUCGGACCUGCCGCUGAAUGGAGGACACACACUCCACGCAGGUGAGGAUGUCUGCUAAAGCUCCGGAUGAUAAUGAUGAGGAACAGAUGAUGGAGUAUUUCACACAGCAGGUUUUCCUCCUGAAGGAGAAAGCCAUGCUGCAGGCGUCAGUGAGGGAGGAGAAGAAGCUGUUGGUUGAAAAUGGCAAACUGAAGAAAGACAUCGAUGAUCUGAAGAAACUGCUGCACGACACACAAAGAAGGAAAGCAGGUACUGAAUUCACAAACACCCCAAACCAUACCACAACUUCUGACAUGUUUACAAUAAAAAAAGAAUAA